This is a messenger RNA of Clunio marinus, 3116 nucleotides long. NCBI's taxonomy places the organism in Eukaryota, Metazoa, Arthropoda, Insecta, Diptera, Chironomidae. The record is from the annotation of a GenBank genome assembly.
AAUGGUGAUGAUACAUACCAAAAGUCCCAAUUUAUUAGCACAGGCCAUUUUUUACAAAUUAUUUUUCGUUCGAUUUUUCUGAAAAAUAUCUCAAGACCCUUAGACUGAAUGCACUCAUAAACGGGGUGUUAAAGUAAUUAGAGAAUGAGGAUGUUUAGAAAGAUUCAAAUUUGAGAGGGUGUUUAGAAAAAUUUAAGCUUUGUUUUGGUCUGCAGGUGUAAUCAGACGCACAUUAAAACAUUUUAAUAUUCCGCUGAAAGUAAAGCGGUACAUUUGACAUUAAAAACAAUAAAAGUUUCGUUGAAAAAAUGGCAUCAUCUGAACCCAUCGCUAAAAAGCAAAAAAUUGAAACAGAAGAAUCACUUCUUGAAGAGAUUGAUUCAUGUCAAAAUGAAAUCGAUGCGCUUAACGAACAAGCAAGUGAAGAGAUUCUAAAGAUUGAGCAGAAAUACAACAAAUUACGAAAGCCAUUCUUCGAAAAGCGAUCUAGUAUAAUAUCAAAGGUUGAGAAGUUUUGGGUCACUACAUUCAUUAACCAUCCAAGAAUUUCAAGCAUCUUACAAGAUCAAGAAGAAGAUUGCCUCCAUUACAUGACAAAAUUGCAUGUGGAAGAUUUUGAUGAUGUUAAAACUGGUUAUCGCAUCUCAUUCCAUUUCAAAGAGAAUCCUUACUUUGAGAAUGACGUAUUGACGAAGGAAUUUCAUCUUGCAGCUGAGAACCAAUCGGCAACUGAUUUUAAUCAAACAUCCACAUCAUCAGCAAUCAAAUGGAAGGAAGGAAAAGAUCUGUUAAAAGAACUCCAGUCAAAACCACAAUCGAAUAAAAAGCGAGACAUGGAGCACAAAUCAUUUUUCGAUUGGUUCUGCGAUAAUUCCGAUCCAGUUAAUGACGAUCUCGCUGAAUUGAUAAAAGACGACAUUUGGCCGAAUCCGUUGCAGUAUUUCUUGGUGCCAGACAUUGGUGUAUACAAUGACGAAGAAUCAGACGGUGACUCUGAAGGCGACGAAGAAGAAAUCAAAGAAUCUGGUUCUGAAUGUGAAGAUUUGGAUGAAGAACAGGAAGAUGACGAUGUUGAAUAAGUACAAUUGAAUAAUUAUAAUCUCAAUCAAGAAUUAAUAUUGAAUUGCCUCAUAUAUAUUUUCAUUUCCCGUGAAAUUUAAUAAUUGAAAAAUAAUUUGAAAUCGCGACUUAAAAAAAAGAAAGAAAAAGAUUUUUUUUUAUCUAAAGUUUAAUUUUAAUUAUCUUUUGUUAUCAUUUGAUUGACUUCAACACUUCUGAAGAUGAGAAGAAAAUAAACUUCAAAAAUGUAUAAGAAAAUCUUUUAAUUCAAAAAGGAAUACCUAACAAAUCAAACAUAAAAAAACGUUUGAUUAUUUACAAAAGCAAAAUUUUCUCAAUUCGGGAUUUUCGCUAUAAAUGCAGCGAGCUUGUUCCCCAUAUUUGUUAACUCGCGAUAUAUCAGAAAGUUUUACACGAAAUUCAUUUUUAAUAAAAUCGUAGAGAAUACUUGAUUCAUAAAUAGCAUUGCUUGGUGAUGUUGUAAUCUUCACUUGGUACAUAUCGUUAGUGACUUUGGUAUCAGCUGACAAAUCGGCAAGAAAGCCGUCAGUAUCUUUGUUUGUUUUAAAUCUAAGGAGAUUCUUCUGUGGAAUGAGUUUCCCCGACCAAUUAAUUUCUCCGAGUUGAAGUUCAUGACAGACGUCACGAUAGUCUGAUGUGAAUUUAUUUAUUGAGUCGACGACUGCUUUUGCAGCUCUGAGAACCUCUUCCGAUGUUGAGUCAUUUAAAGGUUGCCAUGACAAACAUGAACACCAAUGAGGCUCAAUAAAAGCAUCUGCACAUGAACGAUGUUCAGGAAUUCGAUUAAAUAAUGAGAUUGCUCGAUUGUGAUUAGAUCUUAUAAUGUUUCCACGAAGUUGAACAUUCAAAAUAUCUUGAAGAGUUUCAUGAAUAUCAAAAGGCGUUGUUAAGCGAUCAACAUUAGAUUGAAAGUUUCUAUAUUGCGACGAGUAUUUUCUUUUGAACCAUUCAGGAAACACGAAAGAGAAAAACGGCAGUCUUUCCUCCAAUUUCCCUUGCAAUGUGUUUCGUAUUUCUGCAAAUCUAUUUCCAUGAUCUGACAUCAUGAUGAGAAUUGUGUUGUUAAGAAUACCUGAUGAUUUCAUGUCUUUCAACCAAUGUUCAACAUCAUCAUCAGCAACACUUAUCAAAUUUAUUGAGUCAUGAGAUAAUUCAGCGUGGAAGCUAAAGAUGAAACUGGGAUUCGUGUUGUUAUAUUUCUCUAGAAAAUCUUUGGUGUAGUCUAACAUGAUUUGGUGUCGCGUCUUCUCUCCAAUACAAAGUUUUUUAUAAGAUUUCAACUUGUUUUGAACAGCUUGAUAAUAAGUCCGCAUAUAAUGGUCUGUAGGUUGUUUAUCGAAACCAUUUAAUCGAUAACUGAAUGUGCCAAUAUCCGGUUUAUCUUCAUUAAAAGCAGUUACAUAGCCUGCAUCUCUAUAUUGAUUCCAAAUCAUCGGAUAAACAUUGACAUGAGUGGAAAGAAAUUUUCGUUUGCGUGUUUCAGGUAAUUCAAGUUCAGUGAAACCUGUUAGCAAUGGAAUUAAUGCUUGUGGUGUCCCAUCGCCAAUAAUAUUGUAUCCUUUGAGAACAUCGGCAUUUAAAACUUUCGUAAGAUAUUCGUAGGAUUUCGGUAACGUUCUGAUAAAAGCAUUUCGACUGAGCGAAUCAAAGCCAAACAUUAAAACAUUGACACCCUUAAGUUCCUUUCUUCGUUUGAGAAUUUCGACAUCUUUUCUUAUGCCAAUAAGUAUUCCAGACCAUUUACUACCAUCACUAGCUUUACAUUUAGCUUCGACGAAAUCAGAAUUCUGUAAUAAAUAACGAUUUGUUGAGCGUGUUGUUGAACCAUAUUCGAAUUGGUAAUCGUCUUUUCUGAUAAUAUCUGUGAACUCGCAAGAAAUAAAUCCGCCCUUGGCUUCAAUUAUUCGUUUUUUAAUCGCGCACAAUGAUAUUGAACAGACUACCCAAUCUUCUUCAGUUCCACAGUCAAGUAAAGGCUCAUUUUUUAUGAAUUUCAUCAUCUCAGGUGCAUCAUGCGGUAAAACUGGAACUUUACA